AGAAAUAUUAUUGGAAAUCACCGUAAUCGUUGACUCAUUGCUUUUAAUACUGUCUUUGUUCGGGACUUUUCGAUAGCAAUAUUUACAUUGUUAUUUAUUUGAAAUCAAACAUAGAAGACUUAUAAUUCAUCGUGUUGAAGUAAACCUGUCAAAUAUCAUCGAAACUGAAGAAAGCCGCUCAAGCAAGUCGUUCAUGUUGUGAACCCACUUGUUGAUGUCCAGUUGCACGGAUUCUGAGGGUCCUCCUGCCAAGAAACAGAGACAAAAUAACAUAGAACAAAAUACUGAAAAUUCCGCCUCAAAUUCUGUUAUAAAAGAAGGAUUAACAAUGGGAUCAAAGCCAGUAAAGAAUUCAAAUAGCCCCAAAAAGGUCAACAUGUCACAGAAUGGGACAAGUGAAACUGACAUUGAUGAAAGUCUGUAUUCCAGACAGUUAUAUGUACUUGGCCAUGAAGCCAUGAAAAAGAUGGCCAACUCUAAUGUUCUAAUUUGUGGAAUGAAAGGACUAGGAAUAGAGAUUGCAAAGAAUGUUGUUCUUGGUGGUGUUAAAUCUGUUACUAUACAAGACACAGAAGAAACAACCUGGUAUGAUCUGAGUUCACAGUUUUUCUUGAGGGAGAAUGACAUGGGGAAGAACAGAGCUACUGCUUCUCUGAAUAGACUUUCUGAAUUGAAUAGCUAUGUACCUAUUAGUUCUAGCACUGAUCCCUUGUCAGAAAGCUUUCUCAAAAGGUUCCAGGUGGUAGUAUUGACAAACUCUCUACUUGAUGAGCAGAUAAAGCUUGGUGAAUAUUGUCAUUCAAAUGGAAUCAAACUGAUAGUAGCUGAUACAAAAGGUUUAUUUGGAGAAGUGUUCUGUGAUUUUGGAGAGAGUUUCAUGGUAAAUGAUUCAGAUGGAGAACAACCAAUCAGCAACAUGGUGGCUUCAGUUACAAAGGACAAAGAAGGAGUUGUGACAUGUCUGGAUGAAUCUCGUCAUGGUUAUGAGGAUGGUGAUUACGUAACCUUCUCAGAAAUAAAAGGAAUGACAGAGUUGAAUGGAUGUGAAGCUCGCAAAAUUAAAGUUUUGGGCCCUUAUACAUUUAGUAUUGGAGACACAACUGGUUUAUCCGCAUACGAGAGAGGAGGAAUUGUUACACAAGUCAAAAAACCAAAAGAAAUGAAAUUUAAAUCAAUUCAGAAUGCAAUGAAUGCACCAGAGUUUGUUUUAACUGACUUUGCCAAAUUUGAUCGACCAGGACAGUUACAUAUUGCAUUUCAAGCACUGUCUGAGUAUGUGAAGUCCAAAGGACAGUUGCCUAAAAGCCGAUCUAAAGCUGAUACAGAAGCUUUUGUUGCUAUUGCCAAACAGGUGAAUAAUCAAUCUGGAGCUAAAGUUGAUGAACUUGAUGAAUCUCUGAUGAAGGAGUUCAGUUAUUCUGCUAGAGGAGAAUUAUGUCCCCUGGCAGCUGUUAUUGGUGGAAUUGCGGCACAGGAAGUAAUGAAAGCCUGUUCAGGAAAAUUUGGUCCAGUUAAUCAAUAUCUAUAUUUUGAUGCCUUGGAAUGUCUACCUGAAGAGAAUGCAGAAAGUAUACUUACAGAAGAAACAUGCAAACCUCUAAACUGUAGAUAUGAUGGUCAGAUUGCAGUAUUUGGCAAGGACUUUGUUAAGAAAAUGGGUGCACAAAAAUACUUUCUGGUAGGGGCAGGUGCAAUAGGAUGUGAGAUGUUGAAGAACUGGUCUAUGAUGGGACUUGGUUGUGAUGGAGGGAAAGUGAUAGUUACAGAUAUGGACAUCAUAGAAAAAUCUAACCUCAACAGACAGUUUCUGUUCAGACCCUGGGAUGUACAGAAACCGAAAUCAGGUACUGCGGCCAAUGCUGCAAAGGAAAUGAAUCCUGCAUUUAACAUAAUAUCACAGGAGAAUAGAGUAGGUGGAGAGACAGAAAAUAUAUAUACUGACGAAUUCUUUGAAGAUCUAGAUGGCAUCACAAACGCUUUAGAUAAUGUUGAUGCAAGAAUGUAUAUGGAUAGACGCUGUGUAUAUUACUGUAAACCACUUCUGGAAUCGGGCACACUAGGAACAAAAGGAAAUGUACAAGUAAUUUUGCCACAUAUGACUGAAUCCUACUCCUCAUCACAGGAUGCAGUAGAUGAGACCUUCAUGUCUUGCACACUCAAAUUUUUUCCGUACGUUAUUGACCAUACUCUAAAGUGGGCCCGUGAUCAGUUUGAAGGAUUGUUUAAUCAGCCAGUAGAGUCAGCUCUGCAGUACCUCUCUGACCCAAAAUUUAUGGAGAGGACAUUGAAAUUGCAAGGUACUCAACCAACUGAAACAUUGGAAACUGUCAAGAAAGCUUUGACCACAGAGAGACCAAAGGACUUUCAGGAAUGUGUAGCUUUUGCUCGUAAUCUUUUCCAAGAGAAUUAUAAUAAUUCAAUACGACAGCUUCUGUUUAACUUUCCAUCAGACCAGGUUACAUCAUCAGGGGCACCUUUCUGGUCAGGACCCAAAAGAUGUCCACAUCAUCUAGAAUUCAGUAUCAAUAAUGAUGUCCAUGUAGAUUUUGUUGAAGCAACUGCUAAUCUUCGGGCUGAAAUGUAUGGAAUACCACAAGUUCGUGAUAGGAAAGCUAUUAAAAGUAUGAUUGAGAAGGUCAAAGUUCCAGAGUUCACACCAAGGUCAGGAGUCAGAAUAGAUGUGAAUGAUGCUGACAUGGAAGCUAACAGAAAUUCAGGAUCUUUUGAUGAAAAUCAAUUAGAAGAAUUACAGAAGUCGAUACCACCUCCAGAAAGCUUAAAGGAAUUAAAAUUAAAACCUAUAGACUUUGAAAAAGACGAUGACACAAAUUAUCAUAUGGACUUUAUUGUUGCUUGCUCAAAUUUACGUGCACUAAACUAUGAUAUCCCUCCGGCAGAUAGACAUAAGAGUAAAUUGAUUGCAGGAAAAAUCAUUCCAGCUAUAGCAACCACAACAGCUUUAGUAGUUGGUCUUGUGUGUAUAGAAUUGAUCAAAAUAGUGCAAGGUCAAAAGAAAAUGGAGACAUACAAGAAUGGUUUUCUGAAUUUGGCAUUGCCAUUCUUUGCCUUCUCAGAACCUAUUGCAGCCAAAAAGAGCAAGUAUAAUGAUGAAGAAUUCACACUGUGGGAUAGAUUUGAAGUUCAAGGUGACAUGACCUUACAGGAAUUAUUAGAUUACUUCCAGAAAAAUUACAACUUAGAGAUAACAAUGUUGUCACAGGGAGUUUCCAUGCUGUUUUCAUUCUUCAUGGCACCAGCAAAAGCUAAAGAAAGGAAAGCUUUACCGUUAACAGAAGUAGUGAAGAGGGUAUCGAAAAAGAAAAUUCCAAGUUAUGUACGAGCUCUAGUCUUAGAAAUUUGUUGUUAUGAUAAGGAUGGAGAAGAUGUUGAAGUUCCAUACAUUAAAUUCAAUCUACCAAAACAGUGAUAGUAUAUGACAAUUAGUUGUACAGUUAUCAUUCUAUUACAUUCAUCAACUGCUUCAUUUUCCAGCCAAAAGCAAAACGCAUAUCCUCUUUCCUAGAAUUCACAAAAGCAACAGAAAUAAUCCUUACUGAUGAAGUAUCAUAGAAUUGCAUAUUAAAUAUAGAUUUGAAUCUAUGAAUAAAAGUUCUGCAUAUAUUAUGUAUGUUUUGGACAAAUACCUUUGUCAGAAUUAUGUAUACUACAAAAAUGUUAAUUUAUUGAUAUAAGAAUAUGAAUGUUUAAACAUUAUUGUAAAAUUAGUUGAUAUCCACAGUUGUCUUCAUUGAAAUUUACUGGUUGAUAAUCUCAUAUGUGAUUAAUAUUUGAUCCAUCAUUUUUUUGUAUUUUGCACCCCUCAUUAUGUGUUUCAUUUCUUGUUAUAGAAUUGUUUAUUUCACUUUCAAUGUGUAAAUCACAUUAAAUAAGCUUAGGUGUUGGAAAAAUAGUUCAGACAUCAUCUCCUUUGUGGGCAAUAUGAAUAUCAAGCUUUUGAUCCAGUAUUUUGGUCUGGAUCUUGCUAUUCUCUCUUUGUAGUAGUUGACACAUGUACAAUUUCUAGUGGGUAAACAAAAUAUUGUUAUAAAAUUUUAAAACAUUUCUUGCACAAAAGAAUUUUUAAAAAUAUAAUGGAAGACCAAGCCAUUCCUGUUUCACAAAUGCAAAAAGAUUAUGUUUUGCAUGUGGAUGAUUUUGAAAAUUUAGAAAAUUUAUUCCUGAACAGACUUUGAGUAUUGAAGUAUUUUUAAAACACCACAAAAGAUAAUUUUAGAUAAAAUGUGCACUAAUUUAGUUAUUCUAACAGUACUUAAUCAACAAUAAACUUAAGUAAUAUUUGGAUCAGAGAUUCCUAAAAGUUAACAUCAAAUCCACCAAAACUAAAUAUACAUAUGUAUUUUAUAUCCCUGUUUAGGUAGAAAGAUUUGAUUUUCUGAAAACACCCCAAAAAUGAGAGAAGAUCAAACUGACAUGAUAAAAUAUUAAAUAUGGUCAUGCUACCUAGAGUGUAGCCCUUCGAUUUAAUCAAAUUUACCAAACCAUUUAAAAAUGAAAGGAAUUUGCUGUUUUGUAAAAUAUGCAGAAACAAUAUAAUUAUACUCUUGAAAGUAAAUUUUUAUUGAAUUGUGGAUUCUCUAUUAUUAAAUAUCGGGGGAAGCAUAUGUACUCACUAAUCACAAUGUUAAUAUUCAAUUGUAGUUUUUGUUUGUUCAAAUAUUGUGUUAAAUGUGUUCUUAAAGUAUAGUCUGGAAAGAGUCUUACGGUCAGAACCCAAGUUUUAAAAAAGUACCUGUCAGCAUUUUAUUAUUUAAAGAUCGCAAACUCCUAGUUAUUGUGCUUUUUACAAUUUCAUUAUAAUAUUUAAGGUCAAAACCUGGUUUUCUUGUCCCUUAUUCUGAUCUUUAUUGAAGGUCAGGUUUAUGUGAUGUUAAAAUUGCCAAAGUUGUGAAAUUUCCUGCUUAAAGUAGUUGGUAUCUUUUUAACACGGUCCCUUUGCUGGAGAGGUAGAAAUUUAACUCUAGCAAUAUUUUUGUGACAAAGAAACUGAGUCCUCUUACUAACCAAAUUGAUCUGUUUCUGAAUACAAAUGAUCUUGUGAAGUCUUUUUUCAAGUAAAGAAUAUUUUUAAAAUGUUUUCUCAAAUGUUAUCUUUUGAAAAGCAACAUGUCAGCAUGGAACAGUGGACAUAAUGCAUCAAAGUUUGUGAGUUAGAAAAGUACAGAUUUCUUGUACAUUGAUAUGUAUAUAUGAUGUUUUGUAGGCAGAGCCCAUUUUCAUACUUGAAUAUUUGUUUGUGCAAAUAAAACUAUUAUUUUUCUAUGUGAACAAUGUGUAUACGAUAUAGAUCCAAUUUUUUUCUACAGUGCAUAAAGAAAGAAUUUGAUUGAAGAAAAGAUAUGCAUUUUUUCUUUUUUGUUAAACAUGUCCUUUAUUUUGAUGACCUUUCUCUUAAGGUAAAUAGUGCUAUUGUAAAACAUUUUUUUUUAAAAGUGCUUAUUAGAAAAAAAUUAAGAUUAUUGAAUAAAUGCAUUUUAUGAUAUGAGAUGAAAAUCUUUUCGGUAUGCAUAUCAUAAGUUUGUAAUUCUUUCUGGACAGCUGAAAUUAUAAUUGGUUUUCUUUUUCUGUCUAUUAUUCUGUUGUCUGGUUAUACAGAUAGGAAUAAACAGAAAUUACAAAUUAAAAUGCACUAGUAGAAAUGUG
This is a messenger RNA of Mytilus californianus (California mussel), 5661 nucleotides long. Its product is annotated as ubiquitin-like modifier-activating enzyme 1. Gene Ontology annotation, molecular function: SUMO activating enzyme activity. Gene Ontology annotation, cellular component: cytoplasm; SUMO activating enzyme complex. Gene Ontology annotation, biological process: protein sumoylation. The record is from RefSeq and is a predicted model, not a curated record. NCBI's taxonomy places the organism in Eukaryota, Metazoa, Mollusca, Bivalvia, Mytilida, Mytilidae. The coding region runs from base 215 to 3427 and encodes 1070 amino acids. The transcript has 28 exons.